AUGCAUAGUAGUAAAACUAUAGAUGAAAGUUCAGGCUUAGCAAAAAAACCAGAAAUUAUAACAUUUUAUAAUGCCACAAAAGCAAAACAGCUAAUGGAUGAACAGUUACAAUAUCGUGCAACAAUACUUUCACUUCCAAAAAAUAUUAAAACGCGACUAAAUAUUUAUGGUUACAAACCAACAUUACAAGUAGGUGAGCAACGGGUAAGAGCGUCAGGAAGAUGUCAAUUUUGUGACCGCCAACGUGACAGAAAAACUACAAAAGUAUGCACUAACUGUGCAAAACUUAUAUGCAGAGACCACUUAGUAGAAGUAUGUCCAGAGUGUUUCAGUGAGAUGUAA
This is a messenger RNA of Macrosiphum euphorbiae (potato aphid), 342 nucleotides long. The record is from the annotation of a GenBank genome assembly. Lineage: Eukaryota; Metazoa; Arthropoda; Insecta; Hemiptera; Aphididae.